Molecule: messenger RNA, 3609 nt
Organism: Pomacea canaliculata
Lineage: Eukaryota; Metazoa; Mollusca; Gastropoda; Architaenioglossa; Ampullariidae
Product: CBP80/20-dependent translation initiation factor-like
Exons: 6
Coding region: 153-989 (278 amino acids)
Biological process (GO): regulation of translational initiation
Cellular component (GO): cytosol
Molecular function (GO): translation activator activity
Source: RefSeq, a predicted model, not a curated record
AAAUGUAUUUCCUGAUCUGAUCAGUCCUCCGAUGUUUUUAAGAUCACCCGUACCUCCAUAAAAUCGUGUCCACUGAUCCAGGGAGUACUAUUAGAACAUAUUUAUUCAUCAUUUUGCUCCAAGAAACUGUGGACUUAGCCUUGUCAAUCAUCAUGGCGGGAAGAGGCCGUGGUCGUGGUAGAGGUCUGCUACUAAGUAAAGCGAUAUCACCCGGUAUGACCGAAGAUGAAGACAAGAAGGUUUCUGUAGCUGAAGUAUCACCACCAGCACCACAUCCCAAAGACAUGCGUUCAACAGCAGCCCUGGCAGAACUGGAGACUCUUAUAUCCCAGAUCUUGUACGACAUUAGUGAUGAUGAUCUUCAGCAUAUUGAGAGACUUUCAAAUGCAGCAGCAUCAUCGGAGGACCUGCAUACUAUUGCAAAAUUCAUCUACAUUCAGUGUCAAAAAAAUAGAGAGUUUGCUAAAGUUGGGGCUAUCAUUUGUGAUAGACUGGCUAACAUAGAACGAGAGGGAAUGAGAUUCCGAAACUGCAUUCUUUCCCUGGUGCAAACUGACUAUAGAGGUAGGGAAGCUCUCAGGAGAGAAUCUAGCAGUCAGUUUAUGGCUCUGGUAUCGUUCCUGUCCCAGCUACUCACCACAAUGCGAUUGGCUAAUGGAGAAGUUAUGCAGCCUUUAGUUCAACCUAUCUAUGAUUGUUUUGAUCUCAUUUUAAGUCAAGAUGAGAUGGAUGCAGAUGAAUGUGAAUGUUUAUCACUUCAGUUACAAAGUAUUGGGCGAGAACUUCAAGACAGUGGUGAAGACCAGAUGCAAGCCCUGAUGGAUAAUAUCCGUUCUAAGAUUAUUCAAGAAAAAACAAAAGCAAACAUUCGCUGUGUCCUGAUGGAAGUCUUGGAAUGCUAUGUGCGUAGGUGGCAAAAUGCUCCAAAUGAUGUUACCCGAUUUUACUGUGAUUCAAUGGCAGACAUUUUGGCGGGCAUGGUUAUUUAACUUCUUCCAGGUUUUUUUGUUUUGAUUUUUUUUUCUGAAAAUCGUAGUGGACUGGCUGCAAAGUGGGUGGCAAAUGUUUGUGCAUACUGGCGUGUUUUUUUCCCCCCAUGCAUCACUUCUUGUUUUUCAUGGAGUGCAUGUCAGUCAUGUCAAAGAUGAGCAUCUUGCAUUUCUAAAAAAAAUUCUUGGAACUAAGUUUUGACAAAUUCAGAUUGGCACAUUAUUUAUUUAUGUUAGAUUUGUUUUCUGCUUAUAUUUGUAAAUAUGCAAACAUUUAAAAAUAUGGCAUUGUCAUUCAUACUGCAUAUAACUCUGUUUGAAGGAGGCUUUAGUAUGCUGUUAGUACAUAUAAAUAUGUGUAAUUUAACUUUUGCUAAGUAUUUCUGAGACUAUUCUCCUAACAUAUCACAACAGAAAUCUUACCCCAACACACUCUCACACUCAUUGAGAGGAAGGAAUGCAUUUGGUUCAAGGACAACCUGCUUAAGUUAAAAGAACAGUAUAAAUCUGGGAAGGGAUAAUUAGUUGUCGGAGUUUGUAAAAAGUAAAUUUUUUCAAUAAAUCUUAGUAUUGAUUACUUUGGUGUUGUGCAGUAAACAUUACUUCAAACAUUUUGACGAACUUUGCAGUUUACACCAGGUUUUUGUCACCGAGCCAUAAGUCUACCUACAAACAUGUACAUCAUGACAAUGUAGAAAACAAAUAACUUUUUUCUUAGUCCACUCACAGAAAUAAGAUACCUUUUUCAUGGAGCUUUCUAGUCAUGAAAAAAACACGUUCACAUUAUUUAUUGAGUUUGGGUUUUUUUCUUUUUUGUCUGGGAGUGUGCGGGGUGUUCUGUUAGUCUGGUGUACAUGAAGCAAAAAAUACUGAAAUUUUUAUUUAUUUAUGAAAGAUAAUUGAAAAAAUUACAAAUGUGCGUGAGUAAUUUUAGACAAAUUUAAUUUUGAAAAUAUAUCUUAGGAAAGGACUUAGCUUUCUUAGAUAAUAGUGACCUUUAUAAAAUACAUCAAAUUGAGUGGAAAAUAUUGUAACAGAAAGUUGAUCAAAUUAAUGCAGACUGAAAUAAUUUCGAAUGUGUAUUUUGUGCCAGUCUGAGCAAAGCAUGAUGCAGUCAUUUCAUCAUUUGAUUCUGAUUUGCUUGAAAAGACCGUGUUUUGUGUGUACAUGUCAUAGAUGUGUUUCUGUUCCAUGCUGAAAUGGGAGAAGGGUUGUGCUCCACUCAUCCUAAUUUGCUUCCUGCCAUAAUUUCUAUUAACAUUUUUUUUUUCCUUCAAUCUUGAGUUGUGCUCGAUUUCUUGUUUUUUUUAAUAGAGUGCACCUUCAUGAUCUUGUCAGGUUGAAAAAUUGAAAUCAUCAUUUCAAGAGUAACAGCUUACAGCAAUGUGGCAUUCCAUUUUGUUUACAGUCUCCACAUGUUUUUGGUUUUAACUAAUGAACAUGCCUUAUAAAAGCGUUUUGUGCAGGAAAUGUAUGCUUAAUACACAUUUUUUUCAUGGCUGUAAAGUUUAAAACAUCAAUGAAGUAUGUAAAAUACUUUAUAUUUGCUUUAAUGAUAGAUUUAUGCUGUUUAGAGGUAUCCCAUGUGCAAAAUCUUUUUCUUUAUGCUCAUUGGUAGCUUGUUGCCAUUCCUUCUCUGGCAGCCUCACAUACAAGAAAGUUCAAAAUGGAAUUCACCUUAGAAAUUCAUCAUUGUCAACGGAGUUGACAUCAUGCUGACUUAAUCAGCAAUUUUUUUAAAUCUUCAUAGUGUUACUCUCCAUGAUUAUUGGUUCAGCAUGCAUCAGCAUUAUAAAAUUUUAUGACCAUAGAGCAUUGUCUGUAAGUGGGGCUGGAUCGGUCACACUUUGUGAAAGCCGGCAGACAAUUUUAACGAGAUAGGCUUUAGGCUGGAACCCACAGGGCAGGCGCAGGGUUGGGAGACCCAGACAGACAUGGAGAUCGGUCCACAGCGAUGCAGAGGCAUGACAUGGUCCCAACUGGAGAGGGACAUCCAGAACCUGAUCCAACGACAUGGUGUAGUUGCAGCCCUAUGCCCCACGGGGGGUGAAUAGGAAGAAGAAGAGCAUUGUAUAUUUAAUAAAUUUUUAAUAUUUACUAUACAUGCUAAAACAACUGAAAUUUCUGUGUCAAAUAGAAAACUGCAUGGCAUUAAACUCAGAUAAACUGAACUGCUUAUUUUUAAAAAGCAAAGAUCCAAUCCAUUUAGUACACUUUUAAUCACAUAAAAAUUGCUUUAAACAGCUUUAAAAUGUAAAAGUUUAAUGGGUAGGUCUUUAGUUUCACUCCCAACUUUUUUUUUAAUCGGCUCAGGUAAGACCGUACCUUUCCGUGUUCACAUUCAAUUAUGUUUCUUAUGUGCUGUUCAUUCUAGUUUGUUUUUAUAAAAUAAAAUUGAGACUGGGUUGCCAUGCUUUAAAAAAACAAAACCACAUGGCUAACCAGCUGCUAUUUCUCAGGUCAGAACAGUUUCUGUUGUUGUUCCAGAAACAUUUGUAUCCUGUGAAUCUGUUUAUUGUCAAAAGUCAAAGAAUAUAUUUUAUCCUGCACAUCUUGGUUUUACUGAUCAGAAUUUAUCUUCACACACUUUACAGUGGCUAUUAAAGCAAGUUUUAGUUAA